AUGCAAAAUCAACAAGACGCCUCCAAGGCACUGAAGACAGCAGCGCGGCGACAGCGUUUUGGUCAUACCACCAACUCGCUCGUUACCAAGAUUGAGGCUCUUGAAGUCUUGACCAAUACGUUUCCCAAGAAACUUUCCGCCUACAAGGUAGAGUCCAUGGGCCGCGAGCUGCGAGCGCUCGACGUCACUUUCGAACGCUUGAUAACCCAAGUGAACGAGCAGGGUCAAGCCAUUGAGGCCCUGGACCGCGUCAUUAGCGAGCAGCGCAAGCUCAUCAGUUGUCUUCUCGCCAUCUUCGAAGCUCGUUCUGGAGAUUGCCAACCCAGCGGCGUCUCUACUAAGGCUGCGAUGGGCGCCCAGGUGAUUGCCAAUUAUUGA
This is a messenger RNA of Beauveria bassiana ARSEF 2860, 378 nucleotides long. RefSeq lists its product as uncharacterized. Lineage: Eukaryota; Fungi; Ascomycota; Sordariomycetes; Hypocreales; Cordycipitaceae. The transcript has 3 exons. The coding region runs from base 1 to 378 and encodes 125 amino acids. The record is from RefSeq and is a predicted model, not a curated record.